This is a messenger RNA of Lactuca saligna, 4211 nucleotides long. The record is from the annotation of a GenBank genome assembly. NCBI's taxonomy places the organism in Eukaryota, Viridiplantae, Streptophyta, Magnoliopsida, Asterales, Asteraceae.
AUGGCGACAACAAUUACAGAGAACAGGAAUAAUGAAAUCAAUCACAUGGUGAUGAAUGUCGAGGUGGCUGUUAAUGACCAGGAACGAUGUCGUGUUGGUGUUGAUGCUGACGGUGUACCUUCGUCUUUGCCUUCUCCUCAUAUUCUGAAAGAACGAUUUAAAACUAUCAAUGGUGAUGCAGGUGAAGAACAAAGUGGGAUUUCUGAAUCUGAAGCAGAGGGGAAGGUGAAUGUUCAGAAGAAUAGAGGUAGGAAAAGAAUUCGGAAAGGGAACAACGGGAUCAGUGAUACUGCUGCUAAAUCUCAAGAGAAAAAGAUCAAACCACGUGGUCGCCUGAAGCAGGUUGUUACUACAAAAGAAGAGAGGAUGGCGGUUGGUGUUGUGAAGUCAAGUGAUGAUGAUAACAAGUCCUCAAAAGAAACAGAAGAAGGUAUGGUUGAUGCUGAAACCGAUCUUGCUACUACUGAUCGAGAGGGAAAUGUUAUCAACCAAGUAGUAAACAACAAAGACGACAAAAAAGAGAGUGGAAGGCCCAAAAGAAGUACUAGGAAUGAGGUUAUUAAUUAUGCAAUUUUUGACUAUUAUUAUGAUUUUGAAGAGGAUGUACGGAAGAAGAUACACCAGCGAUCAGUUCCAAAGAAACAAAAGAUGGGUGAAGAGGAACAAGAUAAAGAAGAUGGUGAUGGAGGUAUAGAACAAAAUGGGGGUUCUAAAUCUGAAGCAGAGGGGAAGGAGGGUGCUCAGAAGAAGAAAGUCUGGAAAAGAGGUCGGAAAGCGAAGAAUGGGAACACUGUUACUGCUACUAAAUCUCCAGAGAAGAAGAAUAAAUCACGCCAGAAAAAGCUUUGUCUUUCUACAAAAGAAGUAAGGAAGAUGACAAUUGGUGUUGUGAAGUCACGUGACGAUGAUAACAAGCUCCCAGAAGAAACAGAAGAAGAUAUGGUUGAUGCUAAAACUUCUAUUGCUACACCUGAUCGAGAGGGAAACAGAACCAAUGAAGUAAUAAACAGUAAAUAUGUCAAAAAAGAGAGUGGGAGGCCCACAAGAAGUCCUAGGAAUGCCGAUUUUAGUUAUGCUGAGGAUGGAAGGAAGAAGAAACAUCUGCAGACAGUUCCAAAGAAAGAAAAGAGAAGCAAGAAAGCUUCAAGCUCAAUCAAGAAGGAGGAAUCAAGGCCAAGGUGUGCCGCAAGGCACAAGGUUCCAGAUGAAAAUGGAAAUCUAGUUUAUGUACCUUCAAACAUGUGUCAUCAGUGUCAAAGAAACGACAGUGGACGAGUUGUUAGGUGCCAGAAAUGCACUACAAAGCGUUACUGUGUCCCUUGCAUGACAAGAUGGUAUCCUAACAUGACAGAGGAGAUGUUUGCUGAGUGUUGCCCUGUUUGCUUAGACAAGUGCAACUGUAAAGGUUGUUUGCGGGAUGUGCAUCCUAAAGUCAAACAAAAGAUUGAUUUUAAACCUGAUGAUGAUCAGAAAAUCCGGUAUUCUGUUUAUAUCCUACAUGUGCUUCUUCCAUUCUUGAAGCGUCUCAACAAGGAGCACAUAAAGGAGAAAGAAUUAGAAUCUAAAAUUCAAGGAUCUAUUUUAUCAAAGGUAAAGUUGAAGAAGGCAAAGUGCAGCCCAAAUGAGCGCAUGUACUGUGACUUUUGUAAAACAUCAAUAUUUGAUCUGCAUAGAAGCUGCCCUUCUUGUCAAUAUGACCUUUGUCUUGAAUGUUGCUGGGAAUUGCGAGAUGGAAAACAUAUGGGAAACAAGGAAGAAGUUAUGGCUGAUUUUAAUGAUCCAGGUCCUGAUUACUUACAUGGGGGGAAGCCUCUGAAAGCUAAGAAGGCUGUUAAACAUCCUCCACGAAAGAAAAAGCAAACUCAUAACUGGAAGUCUCUGGAUGAUGGCAGAAUUCCUUGUCCUCCAAAAAGUAUGGGUGGUUGUGGUUGUGGUAUUUUAGAGUUGGUUCACAUAAGGCCACGUGACAGUGUUUCAAAAUUGUUGGAGAAAGCACAAAAGCUCUUAAAGACACACAAAAUGGAGGAAGAUAUGAGGGAUAUGCCUGAGAAAUGGUGCACAUGUUCUUCAAAUGGUGGUGAUCAGCAGUUACGAAAAGCUGCUUCCCGUGAAAAUUCAAAUGACAAUUACUUGUAUUGUCCACGUGCUAUUGACAUUAAACCUGGAGAUUUAAAGCAUUUUCAGUGGCAUUGGUCAAAAGGGGAGCCUGUAAUUGUCAGCAAUGCUCUUGAAACUACACUCGGGUUGAGCUGGGAACCCAUGGUUAUGUGGCGUGCUUUUCGCCAGAUUUCAAAUCUCAAUCAUGAUCAGCUCUUGGAUGUAGCUGCUCUUAAUUGUUUGGAUUGGUGUGAGUUAGAUAUCAAUAUUCAUAAAUUUUUUACUGGGUAUUUGGAAGGUAGAUAUGACAAAGAAGGGUGGCCUGAGAUCCUAAAGUUGAAAGACUGGCCUCCAUCAAGUUUAUUUGAAGAACGGUUGCCACGUCAUGGUGUUGAAUUCAUCACUUCCUUACCCUUUAAAGAAUAUACACAUCCUCGUGAUGGAUACUUUAAUCUUGCAGUGAAGUUGCCUAAAGAAUCUUGUAAGCCAGACUUGGGUCCUAAAACAUAUAUAGCUUAUGGCAUUCAUCAAGAAUUGGGACGUGGAGACUCUGUAACUAAACUUCAUUGUGACAUGUCUGAUGCGGUGAAUGUGCUGACUCAUACUGCAAGUGUGACCCUCGGCUCUGAACAUUGUAAAAGGAUAAAUGUAUUGAAACAACGACACAAAGCUCAGGAUGAGAGGGAACUUUUUAGACUGGUGGGGAAGAAACAUCAAGAUGUUUAUGACAUGAAAGAUGCCACUGCUGAGGUAGUUGUUGGCCUGAAAAAACAAGGUCUCCCAUUUAAAAAAAUCAUUGAAUCUAAAGUUGAAAAAAGCACGAGUGAUGUCAAUAUGGGAGAAACAAGCGCUCAUGUUUAUGCCCAUGUUUACAGUAGACGCAAGCGAAAAAGUGGGGAUGAAACAGCUUCUUGUCUUGUGACUAGUACUAGUGAUCAAGCAGAUGAAACUGCACUGAAGGAGGAUAGAUGUGAAGGACCUGAGUCUAAAAGUGAUGAAAAAGAUAAGAAGAAGAGAAAGGAUUCCACGAAAAAAGUUGAGGGACAAGAUGGACAUAGAAGAAGUACAAGGAAUUGCAGGAAACAAGUGAAAGCAUCAGUUACAAAUAACGAGGAAACAGAGGCUAGUGAAGAAGUUAAGAGUAGGAGAAAGGAUUCCAAGAAAAGCGUUGUGGGACAAAAUGGAAUUAAAGGACCUAAAAGGAAGGGCGAGAAAAAAGUGAUAUCUUCUGAUGGUGAAGAAGUUGAUAACCAGGUUGAUAUAUCAGGUAGAUGUGUGGAUGGAUUUGAUUUGGGAGAUGGAGGUGCUCUGUGGGACAUAUUUCGGAGGGAAGAUUCGCCUAAACUGGAGAAAUAUCUCAAAAAACACUUUAAAGAGUUUAGACAUAUCUUUUGUCGCCCUGUGGAACAGGUCAUCCACCCAAUUCAUGACCAAACAUUUUACUUAACCAUGGAGCAUAAAAGGAAGCUUAAGGAAGAGUUUGGAAUUGAAGCAUGGACUUUUGUCCAGAAGCUUGGGGAUGCUGUAUUUAUACCUGCUGGCUGUGCCCAUCAAGUUAGAAAUCUAAAGUCAUGUAUAAAAGUUGCACUGGACUUUGUAUCUCCUGAAAACGUUGGUGAAUGCAUCCGCUUGACAGAAGAUUUCCGUGUUCUUCCCCAAAAUCAUAGGGCAAACGAAGAUAAGUUAGAGGUGAAGAAAAUGGCACUUUAUGCAGUGGAGGCAGCUGUGAAGGACUUGGAAAAGUUUGAUACCGAAAAGGGAAUUGAAACUAAAUCUAAGGAAUAGGCGGAUGCAACCCACAAGGGAGAGGAUUGUUGAGGUUCCACUUUCUGUAGUAUAUUGUAUUAAUUGCAUAUGAUAGAUUUUAUCAAGUCUUAAACUGAGCUCUGAGCCCAAGCAUACUUCCAAGAAACUCUUUCAAACUGUACUUGUCACUUAUUAACCGAUCAUGUAACAGUUUGUUUUUUUGGCUUGUCCUUGAGCAAGAGUUAUGGGAAAUGCAGGUUUUGUGUUUUUGAGUUUGUGUUGUGUCUUUGGGUUUAUGUUACUUUGUACAUGUUGAUCUUGUGUUUCAAAAAUGGUUUAAUAGGUUAAGCUAUUUAUGUGAAUUUAUG